AUGAGUGAAGAAAUUAGUCCUGACAAUUUUUUAAUUGUAACACAACCUAAUGGGAACUGCAUCAUUGAUCAAAAUUCCAUUUUGUUGCAAAGAAUUACAGAUGAAACCUAUCUCUAUGCAGAUAUGGAAUUGGUUAUGAAAUCUUUUAAUAUUCAAAUUGAAAAACCAGUAACUGUGUGUACAAAAGAAAAAGAAGACCAAGACAAACAGUUAAGAUCCACUUGGACAAGGGAAGAGAUUUUAAAUUUAAUAAAUUUGUACAAGGAAUAUGAAAAUAAAUUUAAAUCUACAACUGUAAAAAAUGACAAAGUGUGGCAGGAUAUAAGUUUAAAAAUUUCAUCCCAUACUUGGGAGCAAUGUAAAAAUAAAUUUAAAUAUUUAAAAAGCAAGUACAUCGAAAAUAAAGACAAUAUGGGUGCUAAAGCUAGUGGAGCAAAGGCCAUUAAAUUUGAGUUUUUUGAUGAAAUGGACGACAUUUUUAAAUUACAACCCAAUGUUAACCCAGUGGCUAUUGCUUCAAGUAGCAGGGGACUAAAAAAUAUCACUAAUAUUUUAGACCAGGGUCCAAACGACAACAAAAGAAAAGCUGAAGAGGACAGUGAAAAACCAGUUAAAAAAAAUAAAACAUCCAAUAGUUCAUACAAAAAAUCUAACAGUUCAUUUCGAGAAAUUCAAGAAAUAAGAGAAAAUGGAAGAAAUAGAAGGCAUGAGGAAAACCUCGAAGUAAUGAAAGAACUGGUUUCUGUAUUUAAAGACCUUACAGAAGCAAUAAAAAAGCAUUAA
This is a messenger RNA of Brassicogethes aeneus, 783 nucleotides long. Lineage: Eukaryota; Metazoa; Arthropoda; Insecta; Coleoptera; Nitidulidae. The record is from the annotation of a GenBank genome assembly.